Molecule: messenger RNA, 867 nt
Organism: Phialemonium atrogriseum
Lineage: Eukaryota; Fungi; Ascomycota; Sordariomycetes; Cephalothecales; Cephalothecaceae
Product: RF-1 domain-containing protein
Exons: 2
Coding region: 70-543 (157 amino acids)
Biological process (GO): translational termination
Cellular component (GO): mitochondrion
Molecular function (GO): translation release factor activity
Source: RefSeq, a predicted model, not a curated record
AAAGGCACGGCUCACCACCAUUUCGAGCCGUUGCGUGACAACUUCUAGAGACAUGCCUUUAUAGCAGCAAUGCUCCGAGCCGUCGGUGUUGCGAGGUUACGAAAUGGCACUACCCGGUUCGGCCUCCACCCUUUGGGGGCCGUCGCGCCGUUCGCGACGAGCGGCGCCUGUCCGCUGAAGCAGAUGCCGCCCAGGCCAAAGCCGCCGCCGGAGGAGGAGAUCCAGGAGUCCUUCCUGAGGGGCAGCGGCCCAGGAGGGCAGAAGAUUAACAAAACUAGCUCGGCCGUCCAGCUCAAGCAUGUCCCGACGGGUAUCGUGGUCAAGUCUCAGGCGACCAGAUCGAGGGACCAGAACCGGAAGAUUGCACGAGAGCUUCUGGCUGCGAGGCUCGACGACAUGCAAAAUGGCGACCAGAGCCGGUCGGCCAUAAUGGCAGAAAUCAAGAAGAAGAAGGCGGCGAGCGCGUCCAAAAAGACUAGGAGGAAAUACCGGAAGAUUGAAGAUGAGAAGGCCGGUAGCAUGACCGAAGAUCAGGCCUCUUGACUCCCAAACCGUGACAACGGGCCGCGGUCAUUCAAGGCAACCAUGCUCUGAGAAGUACAUGCUCCUGCCACCAAUGUGCGAAGACGUUUGAAAGGCAGUAAACCUGGGGCUCGGACGGAAAGCCCUCGGGUUGUACGAGCUAUUCCUGGGAGGAGAAAGCUACUUGUCACUUGGAGCGGUCACAAAACUACGGCAAAUAUGGGAAGCAGGGCAUUCCGCAGUAGUUAGUGGGAGAAGGUGUAAAGUUUAUGAUGAUCAACCUCGUGAUAGUUGUCCAUAUCCCUACCCUAUACGCAAUCGCGGCCACCCCCGCACCCUCCUAGG